CAGGAAGGAUGGAUCGAAAAAAUCUUCAGCAGAUGUUUGCCCUGACUUAUCUCCUGUUCUUUCAGGUUGUGAUCGGCGCAGAUAAUGGACAUAAAAUUGAAUUACUGAAGAAAUUCUGUUCAACUCAAGGCCCAGCGGGUCGAGAUGGAUUACCGGGACGAGAUGGAGCACCGGGACGGGAUGGACUACCGGGACGGGAUGGGGCACCUGGACCUAAAGGGGAAGUGGGACCGCCAGGGCCAUCAGGAGUCAAAGGAGACGCUGGGACUCAAAGGAGAUGGAAACAGUGUUUUUGGAACCACAUCAACUCUGACACUGAUAAUGGACGAGUUCUGGAAUGUCCGUUUACCAAGGCUUCCCCAAACACAUACCUCCGUGUAGUCUACAUGGGAAACAUUCGCGUCACCGGUUGCACAAACUGUUGCAUGAGAUGGUUUUUUACCUUCAACGACAGCGAGUGCAGAGCACCCGCUGCCAUUGACGCCGUUCUUUACCAGAAUAUCAACGUUAACUUCCAUCGCUCGGCCAACAUAGAAGGCUAUUGCGCUGGAGUUGGCAAAGGCUUGGUUCGUGUUGGCUUGCACGUCGGUCAGUGCCGUGGCUUUGGCAUUUUCAACGCCUACACUGGCUGGAAUUCAGUCAGUAGAAUCAUCAUUGAGGAAUUUGAGCCCCCAGUUGCUUAAAUAAGCAAUACCCUUUUCACCCAAGUGCAUAGGUCUUGGUUCACCAUAAAGGCAGUUGAUGUUGUAUUGUAAUCGGGAGUAGCUAGAGUUAGGCUCAUUGAAUUAGCGCUGUCUCCAUCAUACAACUAGAGGUCAUAACAA
This is a messenger RNA of Stylophora pistillata, 824 nucleotides long. RefSeq lists its product as uncharacterized. The record is from RefSeq and is a predicted model, not a curated record. Lineage: Eukaryota; Metazoa; Cnidaria; Anthozoa; Scleractinia; Pocilloporidae.